Paramecium pentaurelia is the source of this 1516-nucleotide messenger RNA. The record is from the annotation of a GenBank genome assembly. Lineage: Eukaryota; Ciliophora; Oligohymenophorea; Peniculida; Parameciidae.
AUGGGGAAUUGUGUUUCUACUUAAGAUGAUAUCAGAAAUGCAAACAAAGUUUCACCUGUUUCAUUGUAAGAAUAUAUAUAUAAAUAAAAAAAAGAACAAUAAAACAUUUCACUUGGAAUCGCGAUUCUCAUGGUUUAUUUGAUUAUGAAAACAAGAAUGUUAUAAAAGGUUAGAUAAAAACAAAUACAUAAUUAUGUAAUAUAGAAACUUAAAUUAGUGAGAUUAGUUCGUUAAAAAGAAAAUAUUAAAAUAAUCUAAACAAAAGAGGAAUUAUAAGUAGCAAAUAAGUUUAUUGAUAUAGUAAUUCUAAAAUUAACCAGAUGUCAUAGAAUUACUUAAAUUGACACGUCAAUUUUCAAAAUAUUAAGUUGAAUCUAGUUUGAAGAUCUCUAAGGCAGAAGAUUAAGAAGGUUUAAAUGAUAACUGUCCAUGGAUAGUUGUAAAAUCAACAAAAAGCAAAUUAUCUGAUGGAUAAGUAUAAAAUAAAAAUGAUCAAUAAAGGGAUAUGAUUUAAAAGAAGGAGAUUAUGUGAAAUUAGGGAGAGUGAGAUUUAGAAUUAGAGAAAUCAAAUGUUCUGUUGAUAAUAAUAAUACAAAUAAAGGUAAUUAGGAACCAGAAUUGUAAAAAUAUGUAUCAGAAAAAUGUUUAAAUACAAUGAAUAUAAAUACAUAAGAAGAUGAUAAAAAAAGUUAAUCAGAAGAACCUUGUUGUAAAAUAUGCUAUAAUGAUUCCUAAACAAAUGAAAACAAUCCUUUAAUUGAUUGUUGUAAAUGUUAAGGAUCUGUUAAAUAUAUACAUAUCUAAUGUUUGUAAACAUGGUUAGUUAGUAAAUUAUAACCAAAAACAACUAAGUUUUCAGUUUCAUUUCAAUGGAGAUAAUUUGAUUGUGAAGUAUGUAAGGCCAUUAUUCCUAGUAAUUAUAAUUAUAUUAAAUAUCUAGGUAGAAUAAGAUAUCAAGACAGAAUUUUUGAGACAAUAAUUAUACCUAAACCUGAUGCUCCAUAUAUAACAUUAGAAAUCUUAAGUAGAGAACGUAAUAAGAGCAAAGGAACUCAUAUAAUUAGUUUUGCAUAAAAAUAACAAAUAAAAUUAGGCAGAGGUCAUGAUUCAGAUGUAAGAAUAACAGAUAUUUCAGUAUCUAGAUGUCAUGCUUUGAUUAAAUUUAUUAAUUGUAAAUAUUAUAACAGUAAUUCUAGCUGGAUUUAUACUUGAAGAUUAGUAGUCGAAAUUUGGAACUUUAGUUUUAUUGAAGAUUCCUGCUUUGAUGUCAGUUGAUUUAAAUAAUAAUAUGGCUAUCUAAGUUGGUAGAAGUGUUGUUAGUUUUUAAGUAUCAAAGGAUUGGAAUGUAUAAUCAUGUUGUAUGUAUUCUAGAUAAUCUCAUCAAUAAAUAGGGGAGGAAUAUCAGAAGAUUAACAGUUACAAGAUGAUACAGAUUUAAUAGGAAAUGCUGUUGGUGAUGAAGAUUAAGCAUAGAUUGAAUAAGAAUUAUAAAACUUUGAAGAACAUACACCAUGAC